This is a messenger RNA of Paramecium octaurelia, 322 nucleotides long. The record is from the annotation of a GenBank genome assembly. Lineage: Eukaryota; Ciliophora; Oligohymenophorea; Peniculida; Parameciidae.
AUGGUGAAAAUAUCAAUCCAAAAUGUCCAAUUUCCCAUAUUAAUGAAACCAGAACUAUUUUUCUAUUUAUAUCAAGAUCAACCAACAGUGCUUAUAUACAUAUCUGAUCUUACUAAACCAUCUAAACAACAAAAAUUGCCAAUCCUAAGUGAAACAAAAUAAAGGAUAAGAUAGUAAUUGGAGAAUAUAAAAUAAAUACAGCAAUAUUAUAUGGUUUAUAUUAUCAGAAAAAAUAUUAAAUAGAUGGAUUCGAAGGAAAAUAAAAUGAAAUAGAACCUGUAACAAAACUUUAAUUCAAGCCUCCUCAAGAAUUAGUGUUGAG